AUGAGCAAAGGAUGUAUUUCCUAUACCCAGCAACAGAAUAUCAAGCCACAGCUUCACCAGCAGCAGCAACAACAACCACACAGACCCACCGUUGCCAAAGAAAUUGGAGAAGCCUCCAAUUCCUUGACAUCGACCUCAGUUCCGGCAGCCACAGCGCGACAAUGGAGUCGAAAACAUGCCACAGUGAACGAAGAUUACAACCACCUGAUGCAGAGCCACCACAACAACAACAAACACCUUCCAUUUUUAGACAGCGACGAAGAGGAGCAGCUGCAGGAAGGCGAAGACAUCCAGCGUCCCAUCCUAGAUGACAAUAAAUUGCAACAAUUAAAACUCCAUAAAGAUUUCUAUUAUCAGCAGCAGGAAAAACAACAAAAACUAUUGAGAGAGCAAGGACAGCAGCAAAGUGAUAUGGAGGAUGAGGCGGAGGCGGAGGAGGAGGAUGGCGAGGAUGAAGAUGAGGCGGAGGAUGCCGAGACUGAAGAUGAGGAUAAUUUCAGUGAGCAUUUUGAAACAGAAAAUCAUAAACAACAACAACAACUACAAAAACAGAAACAACACUCUACCAAUAAUUCUCUAACCAAAGCUAGGACUUCUCUAAAACCAGCUCAUCAUCACCACCAGCGAGGACUUUAUCAGCUGGAUGAUCAAACCGCUGCCACUCACCCCUCCACCUCCUCCUCUUUCUCUUCUCCCUUGUCUUCAUCUGUUCCCAACAACUCAUUCUAUUCUUCCUCUUCGUCGUCGUCGUCGUCUUCUUCGCCGUCUUUAACCAAAAAGAUUUCCGCUUCUUCCACAGCCUCCUCGGAGGAUCCCAGAAGCCUUCACAAACAACCAUCCCAAAUGCUUUUAAAGAAUGAGCGCAACGUUUAUUCGAAUUCACAAAACAAAAACAAAAACAAACAAACUCCUGCCAAAACAAGCUUAAAAGCUUUAACUAACAAAGAGCACCAAAGAAUCCAUGUGGCCCAUCGGCUGCAACACAAAGAAGUUAAGAAGACACACAAUAGGGAAAGCCAACAUAGAGCGAAUAUGCGGCAACAACAACAUAGGGAUAGUUAUCAAACGAAAAGCUUUAAAGAUGGCCAAAAUGAGCAGCAAGAGGAGAAGGAGGAGGAGGAAGAUGAAGUAAAAAUCGAAAGAGAAAGCUCUAAACGUACUCGCAGAGAAACCGAGGAAGUUGAGAGCAAACAAAGUCUGGAGGAAGAUCACCAUGAAAGCACUUUGGCCCUGACAGAGGACUAUACCUCCUUCUCCACGACCAGCAUGGAUUUAGAGGCAACCUCCCAGCCCUUCACACCACAACAAUCUCAAAAUUCAUAUCUCAACCAAUCUCUGGUAAGUGGUCCCACCUCAUCACUUUCCAUUGUGGCGCCCACCCAUUCGAUCCUACCCUCAACGGUGGCCAUGAAAACCAAACGCUCCCACACCAACGUCCGUGUCCCUGUGGAGGUAUUGAACACUCCCAAGGAGGCCAUGGUCAUUAUCGAUGAAGUGGAGGAAUAUGAGGGUGCUGCCGAACGCCAACAUGAAUAUGCCCAAAUGGGUGUAAUUGGCGGGCCGGAAGAUUAUCCUCACGAUGAGGAGCCAAGAAUGCUGCCGCUGAGACCCAUCUUGCCUAAUCCCUAUGACGCGGAAGAAAUGUCUGUCGUCUAUGCUGAGCAACAUUCGGAAAUACGUCUGAUGUGUGAGGUCGAUUUGGACAUUGCCUCCAGCAUGUGGUACAAAAAUGGCCAGGCUCAAUAUUAA
Messenger RNA from Musca domestica (house fly), 1749 nucleotides. RefSeq lists its product as uncharacterized. Bases 1 to 1749 code for a protein of 582 amino acids. The record is from RefSeq and is a predicted model, not a curated record. Lineage: Eukaryota; Metazoa; Arthropoda; Insecta; Diptera; Muscidae. The transcript has 4 exons.